Molecule: messenger RNA, 843 nt
Organism: Penicillium brevicompactum
Lineage: Eukaryota; Fungi; Ascomycota; Eurotiomycetes; Eurotiales; Aspergillaceae
Product: RTA1 domain-containing protein
Exons: 3
Coding region: 1-843 (280 amino acids)
Cellular component (GO): membrane
Source: RefSeq, a predicted model, not a curated record
AUGGCCGAUGAGCGUAAUAUCUACGGGUAUAAUCCCUCUCUGCCCGCUGCAGUCAUCUUUAUUAUCCUAUUUGGCGCUUCGACUGCAUACCAUGGCUAUCAGCUCACCAAGGCCCGAUGCUGGUACUUUAUUCCAUUCGUGAUUGGAGGAGUCCUCCAGAUCUUGGGAUAUAUUUGCCGCGCCGCCUCGCAUGACAACUACUACGGAGUCACCCUUUACGCAUUACAAACCACAUUCAUCCUGAUUGCUCCUCCACUAUACGCCGCAUCAGUAUACAUGAUCUUGGGAAGAACAAUCACAUAUCUCCAUGCUGAGAACCUGAGCUUGGUACGGGUGGGAUGGAUGACCAAAUUCUUCGUCGCGGGAGAUGUGAUCUCAUUCCUCAUGCAAUGUACCGGUGGUGGCCUUAUGUCCACUGGUUCCAACCAUGACCUCGGCUCAAACGUGACGAUCGGUGGACUGAUUGUCCAGCUAUUGUUCUUCGGAUUCUUCGUCGUCGUCACCAGCGUCUUCCAUUUCCGCAUCUCACGCAACCCAACUUCGAAAUCGCGAGCCGAUCGCGACUUGACCAGGGGACAGGGGUUCAAGCAGCGCAACUGGUUCACCAUUAUUAUCGGGCUUUAUCUUGUCAGUUUCUUGAUCCUUGUUCGAUCGAUAUUCCGCUUGGUUGAGUACAUCGAGGGUUAUGGUGGGUAUAUCAUGACCCACGAGGUUUUCAUGUACAUCUUUGAUGCCGUGUUGAUGUGGGCUGCAAUGGUUGUCGAGAAUGUUUACCACCCUGCGGAGAUUUUGGGAAAUGGGAAAAGCAAUAAUGGAGCAUACGAGGAGACCAUGCAGUUAUAA